GUGAUCCGGCGCUCGCUCCGUUCUGUCGGGGUGUCAUCGGUGUUCAUGCACUCCUCUGCCUCCCUUUUUCUCUGCCCUCCCUCCCUCCCUUCCUCUCUCUCUUCUCUCCCUCCCUCCCUCAUCUUUGUGAACGGACUUAUUCUCGCAGACAGACACACACAAGCACUCAAAGAGAAUGGACUAAAAGCAAAAACGGGCUUUAUCAUCCAGAGGAUUUUUUCCCUUUUUUUUUUUUCUUCCUCCACAAUAAUUUUCACUUUGCGUCGAGCUUUAAUCUCUUCAAAUCACCUCUUUUUCCCUCUGCAUCUCUUUUUCGCCAUCAAUUCCUCCCUCUCACCUCCUGUGAAUUAUCCAUCUAUUGGUUUAUGUGUUGUCUCGUUUUGUCCUUUUUAUUUGCCAUCUGAGAAAAUGUCAUAUCCGAGCACUCGCACGUCAUCGACUUCCUCGCAUCAGAGUUGCUGUUUAUUUUGCGUUCUGGUGACGUAAUUUUUGCAAUACCUCACAUCGACUUCUUCCAUGUUUUGAAAUAUAAGGGAUUAUUCACGAAUAAGCUUUUAGCAGUAAAGAAAAACAGACGACAAGAAGGCUCAAAAUAAUUGAGCUGAUUGCAAAGUAACUGAAUAAUUUGGAGCGUGUGUGUAAGAACUACAGAGAGUAGACCGAUACAUAGCAAAUUAAAGCAAACCACACGACUCAUUUUCUUAUCCACCCUCUCUUUAUUCCUAUUUUACUUUUAUAUUUCCAUGGUCUUUUUCUUCCUGAAGGAGGUCUAACGCCUCUCCUCUUCAUCACAUGAAGAUAAUGGGAAGUGGGACUUUUGAGCGGCCGUCACCACGAUAGAAGGCAUUCUGGAUUGAGCCGUUUUCCUGAGGAAUUACCCCUUAAAUCCUGGAUUUCAUUCCAAGCAAAACAAAAAAAGAGAAAUUAACAGUAAUUAUAACUGUCCUAAAUCUGUGACUCUCUUUUUGACUUUUUGUAAUGGACUGAAGCUGAUUGCAAUAUUCCUUUUUUCAGCCAUGAAUCUUAAUGGGAUUUCACUAACGCGGAUUAAAGACUCAAGCCACAUCUUUGUGUAUUAGUUGAUGUAACCGCCAUGCUUCUUACAAUAUCUCCGGCCUACAAAAUCCAUUACAUGUAAUGUUUCCUAAUGCUAAGGGUUAAGUAGACUGGCGGACGUCAGAAAAAGAAGCGGCGCCCAACCGGUCUCCGGAGGAGCGGGAGGGCAGAACGGAGCGGAGGCGAAGCUGCUCCCGUGGAGCACAAUUACCUUCCAGAUUGCUGCUUUACCCUCUUGACCCGUCAAGGAUUUUACCUAAAACUGCUUUCAGCCUCCCUCAGUCUGAGGCUAUGAGAGGGAGAGAGGAGUCCCAGGCCGCACCACCAUGCCACUUCUGAGACGCCGCGAUGAGACUUUGGCUGGCGAAACACAAGGUAUUACUCUCCCCCUGCUCCACAAUGCCUGCCUGCGGCGGCUGCAGCCCCUCUUUGCCUCGCGGCCAAGCGGGGGCCUCCGCCUCCCCGGCCCCGUCGUUUGCCCAGGAGCAAGAGAGGGGGGUCCGACCCCGGCACCCUCCCCCGCCUCUGUCGCUCCGCCGCUACGCCGACGCCUCUCACCGCCUCUCCCUUCUCCUCCUGCUGCUCUGCCUCCUCCACCUGCCCCCGGCCUGCCACUCCCGGAGAGAGGGCGGCCCGGGCGGGGGCGGCGGGGGCGGCGCCGGCGGCCACUACGUCCCCAUCCCUCAACUCCCGCCCCACCACAUGGCCCUGCCCAACCUCCUGCACGGCCUCAGCAUCGCCGUCGUCCUGGUGGGCAACUCCAGCGAGGUGGCGCUGGCCGGAGCCCGCGAGAAGGAGGACUUCCUCCACAUGGCGCCUAACGUGGAGGUGCUGACCAUGAAUGAGACGGACCCCAAGAGCAUCAUCAAGAGCAUCUGUGACCUCAUGACGGACCACUGGCUGCAGGGGGUGGUGUUCGGGGACGACACCGACCAGGAGGCCAUCGCCCAGAUCCUCGACUUCAUUUCGGCCCAGACCCACAUCCCCAUCCUCGGAGUGCGCGGGGGCUCCUCCAUGAUCAUGGCCGCCAAGGAUGACGACUCCAUGUUCUUCCAGUUUGGCCCCUCCAUCGAGCAGCAGGCUUCGGUCAUGCUGAACAUCAUGGAGGAGUACGACUGGUACAUCUUCUCCAUCGUCACCACGUACUACCCGGGGUACCAGGACUUUGUCACCAAGGUCCGCAGCACCAUAGAGAACAGCUUCGUGGGCUGGGAACUGGAGGAGGUUUUACUGCUGGACAUGUCGGUGGAUGACGGCGAUUCGAAGAUCCAGAACCAGCUGAAGAAGCUCCAGAGCCCCGUCAUUCUCCUCUACUGCACCAAAGAGGAGGCCAACACCAUCUUCGAGGUGGCCCACUCUGUCGGGAUCACGGGCUACGGCUACACAUGGAUAGCACCCUCGCUGGUAGCCGGAGACACCAUUGCAGUGCCGGCAGAGUUCCCCACAGGGCUGCUCUCCGUGUCCUACGACGAGUGGGACUACGGCCUGGAGGCCCGCGUCCGCGACGGCGUGGCCAUCAUCACUAUGGCAACCUCCACCAUGAUGAUGGACCGCGGACCCCACACCCUGCUGAAGUCCGAGUGCCACGGGGCUCCGGACAAGAAGACCCCCAUCUCAGGCAACCCCAACGAAGUGCUCAGGUACCUGAUGAAUGUGACGUUCGAGGGGCGGAAUCUGUCGUUCAGCGAGGACGGAUACCAGAUGCACCCCAAGCUGGUCAUCAUCCUGCUCAACAAGGAGAGGCAGUGGGAGAGGGUGGGUAAGUGGGAGAACGGUUCCCUGUCCAUGAAGUACCACGUGUGGCCUCGCUAUGAACUCUACGGGGGCGCGGCCAACAGGGAGGACGACCACCUGUCCAUCGUGACGCUGGAGGAGGCUCCGUUCGUCAUCGUGGAAGACGUGGAUCCGCUCAGCGGGACGUGCAUGAGGAACACUGUGCCCUGUCGGAAGCAGCUCAAAACACUCAAUCAGACGAAGGAUUCGGGGAUCUACAUAAAGCGCUGCUGUAAGGGGUUCUGCAUCGACAUCCUGAAGAAGAUUGCCAAGCAGGUGAAGUUCACCUAUGACCUUUACCUGGUCACUAACGGCAAACACGGCAAGAAGAUCAACGGGACGUGGAACGGCAUGGUGGGAGAGGUGGUGUUAAAAAACGCCCACAUGGCCGUCGGCUCCUUGACCAUCAACGAGGAGAGGUCAGAGGUCAUUGACUUUUCCGUCCCCUUCAUUGAGACGGGCAUCAGCGUCAUGGUCUCCCGUAGCAACGGCACAGUUUCACCUUCGGCCUUCUUAGAGCCCUUCAGCGCGGAUGUGUGGGUGAUGAUGUUCGUGAUGCUGUUGCUGGUGUCAGCAAUGGCUGUGUUUAUAUUCGAGUACUUCAGCCCUGUGGGCUACAACCGCUGUCUGGCUGACGGCAAAGAGCCCCACGGCCCGUCCUUCACCAUCGGUAAGGCCAUCUGGCUGCUUUGGGGUCUGGUCUUUAACAACUCCGUGCCGGUGCAGAACCCCAAAGGCACCACCAGUAAGAUCAUGGUGUCGGUGUGGGCCUUCUUCGCUGUCAUCUUCCUGGCCUCCUACACCGCCAACCUGGCUGCCUUCAUGAUCCAGGAGGAAUAUGUGGACCAGGUAACUGGUCUCUCAGACAAAAAGUUCCAGAGCCCCAACGACUUCUCGCCUCCGUUUCGGUUCGGCACCGUGCCAAACGGGAGCACGGAGAGAAACAUUAGGAACAACUAUCCAGAGAUGCACGGCUACAUGACAAAGUUCCAUCAGAGAAACGUCAACGAGGCGCUGCAGAGUCUCAAGGCCGGCAAACUCGACGCCUUCAUUUACGACGCGGCCGUACUCAACUACAUGGCCGGCCGCGACGAGGGCUGCAAGCUGGUGACCAUCGGCAGCGGCUACAUCUUCGCCACCACCGGGUACGGCAUCGCCAUCCAGAAGGAGUCGCUCUGGAAGAGGCACGUGGACCUGGCCAUCCUCCAGCUCUUUGGAGACGGCGAGAUGGAGGAGCUGGAGUCCCUGUGGCUGACGGGGAUCUGCCACCACGAGAAGAACGAGGUGAUGUCCAGCCAGCUGGAUGUGGACAACAUGGCCGGCGUCUUCUACAUGCUCGGUGCCGCCAUGGCGCUGUCGCUCAUCACCUUCAUCUGCGAGCACUGGUUCUACUGGCAGCUGCGCUUCUGCUUCAUGGGCGUCUGCUCCGGCCAGCCGGGCUUCGUCUUCUCCAUCAGCAGGGGCAUCUACAGCUGCAUCCACGGGGUGCAGAUAGAGGAGAAGAGCAGCUCGGCGUUGAACUCCCCGUCGGCCACCAUGAACAACACCCAUUCCAACAUCAUGCGCCUCCUGCGCACCGCCAAGAACAUGGCCUCCCUGUCGGGGGUGAACGGCUCGCCGCACAGCGCUCUGGACUUCAUCCGCCGCGACUCGUCCGUUUACGACAUCUCCGAGCACCGGCGCAGCCUGGCGGGCCACUCGGACUGCAAGGCGCCGUACCCGCCGGAGGACAACAUGUUCAGCGACUACAUCAGCGAGGUGGAGAGGACGUUCGGCAACCUCCACCCGAAGGACAGUAACCUGUACCAGGACCACUACCUGCACCACCACGGCUCAGCGCUCGGGCUCAGCGGGCCGCUGGCCAACCGGCCCCACAGCCUGGGCAGCGGCAGUUCCCAGGAGGGGGGCAUGUUUGACUGCGACAGCCUGGGCGGAGGGGUGGCCCCUAUUUUCACCACCCAGCCCUGCUCGGCGCUGACCCACAGGAACAUGAGCAAGUUUGACCUGCUGUCCGGACAGACUCCGCCCUCAGGCCCGGGCUUCAAAGGAGGGCUUCCGGACCUGUACGGGAAGUUCUCCUUCAAGGGCGGCGCCUCGAGCUCCACCUUUGUCCCGGGGCACGGCUACUGCGGAGGGAGAGGAGACGACGAAGGAAACAUCAGGUCCGACGUGUCCGACAUUUCCACGCACACAGUGACUUACGGAAACCUGGAGGGUAACGCCAAGAAGCGCAAACAAUACCGCGACAGCCUGAAGAAGAGGCCGGCCUCUGCCAAGUCCAGACGGGAGCUGGACGAGAUCGAGCUGGGCUACAGGAGGAAGCCCUACCACAUCAGCCACCACCACUACCACGCCCGCCGCUCCACCUCCCCGCCGCUUUUGGCCCCCGACCGCAAGAGAGGAGGAAACAACGACGGGAACUCCUAUCUCUUCAGAGAAAAGGAGAGCGUCAGGGAUUUUUAUUUGGACCAGUUUCGUCCCAAAGAGGGCGUCCCCCAGUGGGAGCACGUGGACCUGACGGAGGGCCCCGGGAGCAGAGACGGAGGAGUGGGGACCUGCACCACCCUCGUUCCGGUGGAUGACUUUCUUAAGAGCAAACCCAAAAAGUCCGAUUCAAAGAGCGGGGGAGGAUCUGGGCUAGCAGGAGGAGAGUGGGAGUGCAGGAACUGUCGGGCUAGCGGGGGAGGAUUGAGCAAGCAGAUGUCCAUGCACGGGGGCGGCGGAGGGUACGGCGGCGGCAUGAGCUGCGGCUCCUCUGGAGGCGGCGGAAACAGCCGCCCCAGCUCCGCCACCUGCAUGCGCUGCGAGGGCUGUAAAAAGACAGGAAACCUCUACGAUAUCAGCGAGGACAACAACCACCUCUUGGAACAGAUGGGGGGAGGGAAUGGCGGCGGAGGAGGGGGGAUGGGCGCCGGCCCUCAGGGCCAGCAGCGGAGGAAGAGCGGCGGCUUCGGCAAGCCACUGCGGCGGCAGCACUCGUACGACGCCUUCGUCGACCUUCAGAAGGAGGAGUCCGGCGGGAUGGGAAGUUUGAUGGGGGGCCUCGGAGGCGUCGGCGGGAUGAGUGGCGCCGGCAUGGGGGGGAUGCUGCCGCCGCCCAGGAGCGUCAGCUUGAAGGAGAAAGAACGCUACUUGGAGGGCACCAGCCCCUUCGCGCACAUAUUUGAGCGCCACGGGGGCUCGGAGAGAGAACGGGAGCGGGACAGAGACCCCUUGUUCUACGGGGGGGAGGGCCGGAAGGGCAACGGCUCGCCGUUCGGCCUGUUCCGCGGCGGCGAGGGCCUCCACCGCCGCUCCAUCGGAGAGAGAGACAUGCGAGAGAGAGAUAGGGCUUUGAUGGAAGGAGGAGGAGGGGGAGGGUUCUCUCUAUCCAAAUCUCUUUACCCGGACAGGGUAAACCACAACCCCUUUAUUCCCACCUUUGGCGACGACCAGUGUCUGAUGCACGGCGCCAAACAAUAUUACAUGAAGAAGCAGCAGCAGCAGCAGCAGGUUGCCAAAAACAGCCGCAGUGACUUCAGGAGCCAGAUGAGCACGACGUCAUACCUGCCGGCGUCCGCCACAGCCGGGGUGAUGUCCAACGCGGCCCCGCGGUUCCCGAAGGAGCUCAGCCUGGGUGGAAUGAACCACCACGGCUCCAUGCUGGGGGUCGGCCCCCCGCGUCCCUUCAAUGGAAGCAAUGGCCAUGUGUACGAGAAACUCUCUAGCAUCGAGUCGGACGUGUGAGAGCAAGCAGAGCGGGAGGAGCGGACGUUUGGGGGGGGGGGGGGGGGCAGGGAGGGGGGCAUGUAGUGUUGGGAGAUCAGGGAUGAUUUUAAAGACACUGUCCACACACUGCAACCCUAGCCCAUAUUGGGACAGCGCGACGAGGAAGACGGGAGGGAGGCCGUCGAAAAGGGGAAGUUAGAGGGAAAAGAGAAACGCGGACCCUCACUCAGAAACCACUCGCAACGCCGUCAAUGGGCGUUCGGCAGGAGCCGAUGUACUCGGCCAUCAUCGCCAAGAGGCGACACCUCGUCUUCUUGGUUUUGAUACGGGACGCGUGAGGCUGGUGCGAUGUGACGGCCGUCUGAGAGCUCCGGCUGAGGAAACACGGCGAGGAGCGAGUGGCCCAUCUGCCGCCGUGUCACGGCGGAAAGGGGACGUUACACAGCAGAUGACUAGUGCAUCUCUCUCUCUCUCUCUCUCUCUCUCUCUCUCUCUCUUUAAGGAGACGACCCCUCCUCCGUCCUGCACUCUUCUCCUUCUACCCCUUCCCCUCUCCCCCUCCUCAUCCCCAGCGCCAGAAGAGCUGAUCUUCGUUUGCUAUGAGAAACACAAUCAUGAAUGAUAAUAAGAUAUUCUUAUAGAAGGAGAAAAAACAGGGUAUAAGAACAACAAUAAUAUUGAUAACAUUGUUUGGAUAACAAAGACGUUUGUGCUGAUUAUGAUAUCAAGAAUAAGUUUUCUUGUUUUUUGUUCUGUUGGUAUAAUAUUUCACUACUGUUUUAGUACCUGUAGUUGUAUCCUGUCUACCCGAGUGGCAGCAGGAAGGUUGUUUUUAUUUCAACCAAAAAGCCAGAAAGACUCAAGUCCUUAACUCCUGAUUUUUUUUUUUUUUACUGUGUUCUGUAGAAUAUUUUACUCCAUGCGCAUACAUUUAUUUGCUGCUUGUGGGAAAACCGAGUCUGGCGGACAAAUUUAGAGACGCCAAAUCCUCAUUUGAUGUUUGAAGAAAGUUUGAAAUGCACACACACACACACACACACACACACACACACACACACACACUCACUACACUUAAAACACAUGCAGAUUUUGUGGGUCUGAACUUGUUUUACUGUGAACGGUGCGUUUCGUCCAGAGCCGAAGACACCGAGAGGAAGGACGUGCCUUAAUGGUCUCCAGUGGACGUGUCCUUCCGCUUCACACGCGGCGCUCGCUGCAGGCCGCUCGCUGUCCUCUGGGAGUUUAACGGCCUGCUUCAGACCCGUCGAACCGACGGCCAGAACACAAGGCGAGGUGGCGUAACGUUAUUUUGUACUUUCAGGAGGUUUCGGACGGACCGACGCAUCCCGCUUCACAACCCGGCAGCCUUCAGAACACUUCUUUUCAUUCAGGUUACACGACACCGGUCACAAGGCACUCGCUGGUUUUUUUCUCGCCACUUUCUCGAUGUAGGCGUAACUUUUCACUCAUGUAGGCAGCCUGAGAGGCGCGCACACUGAAAGCUUUGUUUGUGCAUUGUGUAUGAUUAAAAUAUGCAUUUUCUUUUGUUGGCGAAAUGCAACAAACCGCGUAGGAGUCGUGUUGUUGCCCGGGUGACGACGAUGUCGCUCGAGGGUCGAGGAGGAUGUAUAUUUCAAAGAGGCCUCUUAAACGCGCGUGGAAGGCGGCCAGAUGGCCCUUCAGCGGCUUUUCACUCCGAUGUCGCUCGUCCUUUUGGGCUGCAGAGGCCUCAUUUAUCGCACAGGACCUUUUUACUCGGUGUAGGUUCAGGCGCUUAGUAGACAUGCCUUAUCAUCCCAUCACCCCCAACCAGAGCUGUCUGAUGGUGACUCAGCAUAUUACUGUACAGAAUAAAGAAGCCUCUUUUAGACAUUUAAAGGUUUGAUCUUCGAUUCGCUGGCGGUGUCACAAGUUCAAGGGCUGCAGGAGACUGAGUGCUGGCCUGGUGUUGGAGUGUGUAGAGAAGGAUCUUUGUCAUUGCCGACUUCUAUCUUUUACCCCAAUCUAAUUGCACCAGUUGUAAUAUCUUGGUGUGCGUGCAAGCGUGUCUGUGCGCGCGUGUGUGUGUGUCUGUGAGGGGAGGGAAGCAAAUCACGAUUGAAUGAUUACAGAUUAUUUUUGUCCCCCACUAACCUGCUGAUAACUACUCAUAAGUUCAGCCGCCGCCCCCUUUUCCUCGCUCCGCGGAUGACCCCAUCAACGUGAGACUGAUCGAGUUAGCCUUAAAUCAAACGGAUCCAUCCGCCUGCCCAAGCACCCCCACCCCCCCACCCCGACGACUCUCCUAAUGAAUACAUUGGGAUCUCUGGAAUUUUUAUAUGCACACAUUUUUGAAAGUUCAGGUCAACCAUUAUGAGCAGGAAGGAACGAGGAAGAGACCAGGAACCGAGGAGGAAAUAAGCAACGAGACUCCGGAGUGGGCAUCAGUCAGCAUUUGUACCUUCAAUCUUUUCCAUGUAAAUAGUAUAUUUAAAACUCUUUUCACUUUGUACAGUAAACAGACAGACAGGAUGUAACUUUCAGUAUGUUUUACAGCAAUUUAAGAAAUAAACAAAACAACGAUAAAAACUCAGAAAAACUCUAAAAAACUCUUGAACAAAAAUAUGCAAAAUAUAGUUAAGACACAAAUAUUACUAAUCAUAAGUGAUAUAAUUAAACCUCUUUCUUUCAAUCUCAUGUUUACUUAAUUAUAGUUUACCAAUGAGUAUACUGGUUAUGUUAAGAAUUAUGCUUUUUCAUAUUUUCACUAAAGUGUUGGAAAUCGAGGAUAAUUUACUGUAGGUGUAGACGUUUGGUGAUUAAAAGGGGAAGUUUAGUUUUAAGAGUCCUUGCUAAGCUUUCCCUCGAAUCGUGUUAGAUUCUCUCUUUUUAAGGUAAGCUCUUAUUCAUGCUUUUUGAGAUACAAAUCAAUUAUCUACACAUUUAUGGAAUACAAUAUUAAGUGUAUACAUAGAUGAUAUUUGCGUAUAGAGGCAGUACAUUGUGAUCCUUCAUUUUGGGGCAGCGAUCCUUUUAAACUUACAGGAUAUUUGUGUUUUUUUGACCUGGGCUCUAGCGGUGAUUGCACACAGAAUUUAGAGCCAUCGUCGGGCCGGCCUACCCUGUUACCCUAUACAUCACUGUGGCAAAGGACACACACAUACACACACUUAUACAGACAGACACACAAACGCGCACUGGACAUUCCCCAGAGUUGAUGAUGUUAAUUCUGCUGAGGAUUUUCGGCACAAUAUUGCCGUGAACCGAGAGCGAGUGUAGUUUCAUCUUAUUGAGAAUCCAUUUGAAGCGGAAAUGCAUUUGUGCAACCCCUUAUUAAAAGGUGCAACAUUUGUCGUCUCACACGUCUCAUUUUAUGUGGAGAUUUGCUCGAGGGAAUCAACUGCUUUUGCUACAUUUUAGCUCGCUUGUUGUUAAACCGUGCUGUUUGGCAACUGGAAACACUUAAAAGCUUUGGAUUCUAAUUUAUAUUUGUGCAACUUUGUGCACUGCUUGUUUCUCAGUUUGAGACGUUAGGUGCGGUUUGUAAUUUGUUUGUCCCCCAUGCAGUCAGAAGUUAUUUCCCCCGGUCUUCUUCCGUACGGCACUGAUUCCAAUAAAUCUCUCUAAUCCUCGUCCCGGCCCUGAGAGAUGAAUUCUGCUCUCUUAUAUUUUUCACAACUGCUUUCAUGUCUAGCGAGUUUGAUUGAAAAGGGAAAAAAAUGUGUCUGUGUGCACGUAAAAACCCUGUUGGGUUUGCAUAUUUCUCACACGAGCCACCGCUCUUUUGCAAUAAACCGGAUGACAAAACAGAAAAACAAGCUCUUGCUGUUCACUGUAUGUGCCAAUUCAUCACUUCCUUUUAUUUCUUUCAUGCAGCAGAAGGGGCGAGCUGUAAGGGCCGGCCUCCAGCUGCUGGUUUGGGGGGGGGGUGGGGUCAAGGUGCACGUGACCCCGUGGUAAACAUCCUACCACCGGGCCUGUACCACCUCCAGCUGCUCGCCGGAGGUGUUUCCUCUUUUCCUUUUUACUUCCAUCGGUCGGUCCCGGCCUCACUUCCCUGCACACGAGCGCCCCGCAACACAUCCGUUCUUAUGGGGCGGCUAAAGCGAAAACACUGUGUCACAUUUUUACAACACAACAACGGGCUGUGGCGAGUUAGUGGGCCGGGGACAUCCUGAGGGGGGGGGGGGUGAAUCUGUGUUUUUCUGUCUGGGAUUCUGACACAUGGGACCAAACGAGAGCGCGACGCAGUCCGCCACAGGGAUCGAUGUACCGGUUAAACUGACUCGUGAAAAUGCAUUUGACAUCAAUAUUUCUAUCAUGGUGUGUUGUUUUUUAAUCGACAAAUCACAUACACAUAGGAAGGAUUAUACUGUGAUUUUAUGCGAUUUAUUUGUUGUGAUUUAGCUACUUAUAAUUUUCCAGCUCACUUAAUUCAUUUGCAGAUGCUGUUUAUUCAUAUUUUAAAGAUCUCUCUGUGUGUGUGCGUGUGUUAAUAUGUGUUGAUAUUGCUUUAUAUUGAUGCAUACAAAAUUUUCUAUUAAAUUGUGUACAGUUUUGUUGGUUUAAUAUUGCUAUUUUCCAUCGUCAUCAUUUACAGUCAAGAAUGCAAAAGGCAUCAGGGGUUGCUUCUAAAUGUAUUUCACAAGUUGAACACACAUUGAUUAGAUUUACUGUGGGUUGACAAAGAUGUAACAUAUGAAUAGAAUCAAUUGUAUACAUAAUGAUAUACAGAAUAUUACUCUUGGCCAUUCUUUUAUCUUUUUGUGGCCCUUUUCUUUGAAUUAAUCCCCCAAAUUUUUACACCAUAUGAAUAGAAAAACGACACAAAAACAAAUAAUUGUACAGGCUGUGUAAAUACUGAAUAUUCGGGGGAAACAUUUACCUUGUUUGUUUGUUUUUUUGUAUGGAAACAUUCAAAGUAAUCUCAAUAACAAAAUUAACCACGUCAUGAGAAAAUUGCAAAAAAAGAAAACCAUUAAGGUACUUCUAAUAAGGAUAAUACUGAUAUCUACAAUUAUAAGUGCUCAAAUAAGACUAUCCUUUCUCUUUGUACAUGAUGAACAAAAUGAAGUGUUGAGUAUUAAUAAUAAAAAAAACUAAGUUUCAA
Molecule: messenger RNA, 11626 nt
Organism: Gasterosteus aculeatus aculeatus (three-spined stickleback)
Lineage: Eukaryota; Metazoa; Chordata; Actinopteri; Perciformes; Gasterosteidae
Gene: grin2ba
Product: glutamate receptor, ionotropic, N-methyl D-aspartate 2B, genome duplicate a
Biological process (GO): monoatomic ion transport
Cellular component (GO): membrane
Molecular function (GO): signaling receptor activity; ligand-gated monoatomic ion channel activity
Source: RefSeq, a predicted model, not a curated record